AUGGAAAGCUGGCGAAGCAAAUUACAGGCUAGACCAAUCAGCUGGGGAGCCCUCCCAUCAACAUACCCCUCUGCCGCCCGCGUAGCUGCCUCUGCGAGUCAGUCACAAAGUGAACAACGUGCACCGUCCUCAACCCCAGCCGACCUUUCGCUGAAGCGCUCGGUAGAUUGCGCAGUCUCAGAUAAAUGUGCAUUCGAUGACUUAGUCCCUAAUGUUCAACUCGAUCCAACGGCCACAAGGACGACCAGGGAUUGGACCUUAGAUAAGCUGUUGGAAAUGUCUACAAAUUUUCGAAGAAUCCGUCGAAUCCACGCAAGGUGUGCAGACUUGAAAGAAAUUACGGAGAAACACGAGAGCGAGGGCGUUCCGUUGAUAAUUGAAGGCUAUCAAACUCAUCCGCACUGGCCCAGUGAUGUGUUUUCUCCAGAAGGGUUUAUUGAAAACGGAAAUCCAGUCGUUAACGUUCGCAAUGUGCAUAAUCGCGCGGAUGGAUACCUCAGAAAGGCAGAGCUGAUACAAAAACUUCGCAAUACUCCUCGAUUUACGGUGGCUGAUGGUAACCACGAACGUUUUUAUGGAAAGGACAUUGAAUGCCCAGAUGUUUGGGCUGCACAGCUAGGCCAGCAUGAUUUUAUACCGGAUCAUCUUCUUUUCAAAAACAAGGAUGACAUGCUGGGAAAUUUGCCCGACAGCGGCCAGGUUCAGACUUUAAUGUGCUAUCUAGGCGUCGGGGAUACCUUCACACCCUUCCACAAGGACCCCUGCGGAUCUAUCGGCCAAAACAUAAUGGUUUACACGGAAAGUGGUGGAUCGUCUUUCUGGUUUAUGACGGAAGGAUCCCAUGCGCUUGAACUCGCCCAGUACUUCCAGGAGUUAGGCUAUGUCCUUGACUGGGAGACCUACGUUGCUACGAUUGAAGAACUCAAGAACGCCCCUUUCCCUGUGUACAUAGCAGAGCAGACAUUAGGUGACAUGAUCAUUGUGCCUCCUAAAGUUGGCCAUCAAGUUGUCAACUAUGGAGGGAUCUCCAUUAAAGUUGCUUGGUCACGGAUGUCAAUCUCAAGCUUAAAGAUCUCACUCUACGAAGAGCUACCUUUGUAUCGACGCGUCUGCCGCGCUGAAACAUACAAAGUGAAAGCGAUCAUCCAUUAUGCUCUGCGCCAGUAUUCAGUGCUUCUUCAAGAAUGUACUCGGUUUAUCAAGUGGGAAGGACGAAAUCAAUUGACUCAAACAUCGAGUCGCUCACCGAGGCAACGGGAACAAGUUACGCUUGCCAAAAUUCUCCAAGACUUGCUGCUACUUUAUCAAGACAUUAUCAUUGAGGAGCAAUGUCCAGGUAAUUCUGACUUACCCUACGUCACCGAAGGUACAUCGCCAUACAAAUACGACAUUUUAUGCGACUAUUGUGGUGGAGACAUCUUCCAGAGCUUCUUUGAAUGUUUCGCAUGCGUCGAUGUGCUUUCAACUUCUUCCGCAACCUCCGAACAAGGGUCUGGUAUUUGCAUAUGUCCUUCGUGCUACAUUGAAGGACGCACUUGCUUCUGUGGUGGAAUGUCCCCGGUCCAGUGCCGCCCGUUUGAUGAAUUACUUCGAAGUUACAACAACGCCGCCGAUGUUCUCGCGGAAUCUGGACUAGAAAGGAGCUCAACUCCACUCAGAUUAUUCCCUCAUCAAAGGUACUAG
Coniophora puteana RWD-64-598 SS2 is the source of this 1683-nucleotide messenger RNA. RefSeq lists its product as uncharacterized. NCBI's taxonomy places the organism in Eukaryota, Fungi, Basidiomycota, Agaricomycetes, Boletales, Coniophoraceae. The record is from RefSeq and is a predicted model, not a curated record. The transcript is spliced from 5 exons. Bases 1 to 1683 code for a protein of 560 amino acids.